This is a messenger RNA of Xenopus laevis (African clawed frog), 967 nucleotides long. RefSeq names its product taste receptor type 2 member 4 (gene t2r22.L). The record is from RefSeq and is a predicted model, not a curated record. NCBI's taxonomy places the organism in Eukaryota, Metazoa, Chordata, Amphibia, Anura, Pipidae. Bases 1 to 894 code for a protein of 297 amino acids. The transcript has a single exon.
AUGGCAUUCCUCAUAAAUGUGACCAAGACAUUGUAUCUUAUUGUAACUUGGACCUGUGGGUCCAUCUUAAACUCAUCCAUUGUAGUUGUGUAUCUCAAAGACUGGAAGAACGGAAUGAACCUUGGUGAGUGUGAGCGGACCAUUCUGACCAUGGGGUGCACCAACCUUUUUUUGCAGUGCUUUUUAACCAUCAAUGAAACUAUAAGUAUUUUCGACCUGCACGGAUUGUUUCUGAAAGAGUUCACUUUAGUUGGUUGUAUAUUGUACUUCUUUUUGAGCUAUGUCUCCAUGUGGUUCACUGCUUGGCUCUCCAUCUGCUACUGCGUGAAACUGGUCAACUUUUCACAUCAAUUGUUUAUUCAAUUUAAAAGACAAAUCUCCUCUGCAAGCACUCCAUUCUUGUUUGGAUCAGUGUUGGUUUCAUGCUUAAAUAAUGUUCCCUUCAUUUGGACAAUGGAUACAGAAUUUCUGCAAAACACCACCUUAUCAGUUGAUAACUUUGUCUACAAAGUGGACCUUAAAUUUAUGUCUUGCAACGUUGUUAUUGGUUCCUGUGUGCCUUUUCUCAUAACUUCUAUUUGCAUGGGACUCAGUGUGAUGUCCCUUCUGAGACAUGUCCAGAGGAUGAAGAACAAUACUUCUCAGUCCUGGAAUCCUCAGUUGAAGAGCCAUGUGAAAGCUUGCAGGACAAUGUCCUUCCUUAUGAUUUUGAACUUGAUUUUCUUUGUGGCAGUUAUUUCAGUGGCCAUAGGUCUAACACAAUUCAAGCAUGUCAUUAUUAGACGUAUAAUAUACUGGUCUACUGUUAUGGCAAGUCCCUCAGCUGAAGCUGCCAUUCUGAUCCUUGGAAAUACCAAGUUAAAAUUGGCCUUGCCAAAGAUCUUGUUUUGGUGAUAAGCCUAUUUGUAUGCAAACAUUUAAGUUGUGUGUAGUCAUUAUUAGAUUUUAUUUACACAACAUAAUCAUU